Pyricularia pennisetigena is the source of this 213-nucleotide messenger RNA. RefSeq lists its product as uncharacterized. The record is from RefSeq and is a predicted model, not a curated record. The transcript is spliced from 2 exons. Lineage: Eukaryota; Fungi; Ascomycota; Sordariomycetes; Magnaporthales; Pyriculariaceae. The coding region runs from base 1 to 213 and encodes 70 amino acids.
AUGAGGACACCGGCUAUUCGAAAGACGGGACAGUUGGGUGCCGCUAUUGCAGCCGUCCGCCUGCUGUGCCUGUGCAUAUCGCCCCUGGCAACGGCUAUCCUCUCCAACGCUCCCGGCCUGUUCGCGCGGGUGGUAGCGGCCGUGAUCCCAGACACUUAUACAGUGCUAAUUAUGGCGAUGAUACGAGCUCUGAUGCAUGGAAGUGACCGGUAG